AUGUCUACAAGACGAAGAAGUAGAAGUAAAGAUAGGAAAAAUGUGCCAGCAAAACUUAGAAUGGAUACAAAACCCCAGGCAAUUCGAAUUACAGACCCUAGUUUACCUGCUGGCAGAAGAAGAGAAAUUGAUAAUGUUAUGAAAAAAGCUAGGGCUCAAAAAUCACCUAAUUCUGGCGUAUUUUGGGACAAAAAACUGUUGGAAGUCGAAGCUAAAGAUCCAAACAGGUGGCGCCACAGCGGCUAUAAAUCUCUGUAUAUCGACGGUUCGUCGUCUCCAUCGUCCAACGGUAGACGAAGUCGUUCGCGGUCGUUUGGUCACGGCUCUUCACCCGCAACAGGUCGCCGCACUUCGCCGCCUUCUAUGCGUCGCACGUCGCCGGCAAUGUACGGAGGACGCUCUGCGCGCUCGCCUCGUUCCCCGAGAUCGCCGCCUCCGCGUAGCACCCGUUCUCGUUCUCGAUCUUCCUCGCCUCAUGCUCGUCGUAGAUCGCCACCGCCUUCGUAUAGAAGACAUGUACCUGGAGGUGGCAGGCCGCGUUCUCCGCCAUCACCAAGGGACCCACCGUCAUCUAGACAUCUGAAGAGAAGAUCCGUUUCGAACAGCUCUAUUAGUAGCUGUUCUGAUGACUCUUGUUCCGUUUGUUCUCCAAAGGUUCAUAGAAAUGCUAGAUCGAGAUCAAGAUCAUUUUCACCGAGACCACGCAAACAACCUCCCAAAGUUGUUUCACCUCCUCCAAAAUCACGAGUUCGUCAACGACCGCCGUCACCAUCACCAGUGCCCAAACGUGUAUCUAGACCCACGACUCCUCCACCAGUGCAAAGAAAACUUCCGAAACCAAGUACCUCAGAUAGACCUACUGAUCCCAGGAGACAACCACCGCCUCCAAGGCCAAGGGGAAGUACCGGCGAAAUUAUCAAUGUUAGAGGUGUGAAACCUCCUGCUAAACCUGGAACCCUUAAAAAAAUUGGGGAAAAACCUAUGGUGAAACCGAUGGUGCUGAAAAGGAUCAAAAAAGAACGAACAGGUAACAGACCAGGUUCUCCAGGUGGCGAAUCAUCCGGUUCAGCUGAUAGUGGUCCCGCUGUAUUACCUUCGCCAAUAGUAGCUACUACAAAUUUGACUUUGUCAGAAAGAUUUGGAAAAAUAGCCCAGUGGAGUGCAGAUAGGGAGAGAAGGGAAAUGGAGAACAUGCGGAUUACGAAAACGGGAGGCAGCAUGAAAGUGUUGGUAGAAGAGGACUUUCUUUACGGCAGUCCCCCAAGAAGUUUGUCUCCAGUUCCAACAGGUCAUUUUCCAGAUAAGUUAAUGUCAUCCGGCCAAUCAAGACAAGCCGCAUGGGACGACGUACGAGUCCGUUAUCAAUACUAUAAAGAUCUGGGCUACUUGCGUGAUCUUACAUUGGACGAUUACGUCAAAUGGGAGGAAUGGUGGUAUAAAUACCAAGACUGGUUGGCCAACGAGCGACAUUACGAACAUUGGCUGGCCACUCAAGGUAGCGGUAGGCGGAGAGGCAAGAAACGUUUACCUGCAACACAGCGGUUAAAUUAA
Messenger RNA from Diabrotica balteata, 1551 nucleotides. The record is from the annotation of a GenBank genome assembly. Lineage: Eukaryota; Metazoa; Arthropoda; Insecta; Coleoptera; Chrysomelidae.